GGAAAACUGUGUAUGUCAGCUGGGAUCAAAUCUCCCAGAAGGUGGGAACUGAGAGUUUCUAACACAACCUUUGUGAAUUUUGAUCUCACUCACUGUGUGGCCAUCAGGACCUGUUCAGGCUGCUCCCAAGGACAGGGUGGAUUUACUGUGAAGACCAACCAGUUGAAGUUUAUGAACUCUCCAAACUUGGUAGCGUUUCCAUCUCCUCAUGCAGCCAUUUUGGAAGACUUGGAUGGGUCUCUGUCUGGUAAAAAUAGAAGUCACAUUCUUGCUUCUAUGGAAACACUUCCAGCUUCUUGUGUGGUCAAAGCCAGCUUCAGCCAGCUUGUCCAUGGCAGUGUCUGUGAGGAAAAUGUUCUCUUUCAUCGGAUGUCUAUUGGUUUAGCCAAUGCCCUGAAAGUCUCUCUUGAUUUAACCAUAACGGACAGCAGAAACAGGACAACCACUGUCAGUUACGUGCAUGAUACACUGUCUAACCCUUAUGGCUGGAUGGCCCUGCUCUUGGAUCAAGAGACCUACUCCCUGCGGUUUGAGAGCCCUUGGACCAGCAGUGCGCUUCAGUACUCAGCAACAUUUGACAACUUUGCUCCUGGAAAUUACCUGUUGCUGGUGCACACAGACGUGUGGGUUUACCCUGACAUCCUCAUAAGGUGUGGGAGUCAUGUGGGGCGGUCCCUCUCAUCUCUUCCAUCACCUGGCCAGGACCAAGGCUGUGACUGGUUCUUCGACAGUCAGUUGAGACAACUCACCUAUCUGGUUUCAGGUGAAGGCCAAGUUCAAGUAGUUCUCCGGGUGAGGAAGGGUGUGGACCCAACUAUUUCAGCUUCUACCUCUGUACCAGAGUCAGUUUUAAAAUGGUCCCUCCCUGAAGCAUGGGAAGGCGUGGCUGAGGGCUGGGGAGGACACAAUGGUGCCAGUCCAGGCCCUGGGGAUGACGUCCUGAUUUUAUCCAACAGGACUAUCCUUGUGGAUACUGAUCUUCCGCCCCUCCGAGGCCUCUACGUGAUGGGGACUCUGGAAUUCCCUGUGGACAGAAGCAACGUUCUAAGCAUGGCCUGCAUGCUCAUUGCUGGUGGGGAGCUGAGAGUUGGUACUUCAGAAAAUCCCUUAGAAAAAGAAAAAAAGCUUCUAAUUCACCUUAGAGCUUCAGAGGGAGUCUUUUGUGACCGUUUCAGUGGAAUUCACAUUGAUCCAGGAACAAUUGGAGUGUUUGGAAAAGUUCAGCUUCAUAGUGCUUAUCCUAAGAAAUCCUGGACACGUCUUGGGGCUGACAUUGCUUCAGGCAAUGAGAGAAUUAUAGUAGAGGACACAGUGGAUUGGCGACCCCAUGACAAGAUUGUCCUCAGCUCCUCUUCGUAUGAACCUCACGAAGCAGAGGUCCUCACUGUGAAAGAAGUCAGGGGCCACCAUAUUAGGAUCCAUGAACGGCUCAGACACCGACACAUCGGAAGUGCCCACGUCAUGGAGGGUGGCCGACGCAUUCAUUUGGCUGCUGAGGUUGGUCUUUUGACACGAAACAUACAAAUCCAGGGUGAUACAUCAUGCAGAGGGAGACUACUUGUGGGGUCCUUCAGAAAGUCCAGCGUGGAAGAAUUUUCAGGUGCCCUUCAACUUUUCAAUGUGGAAAUUCAGAACUUUGGGUCGCCGCUGUAUUCAUCCGUUGAACUCACUAAUGUGUCAGCAGGAUCCUGGAUAAUAUCUUCUACUCUGCACCAAAGCUGCGGUGGGGGCAUCCAUGCAGCUGCCAGUCAGGGGAUCAUUUUAAAUGACAAUGUGGUGUUUAGCAUUGCUGGCCAUGGCAUUGAUCUGGAGGGUCAGGACUAUUCUCUCUCUAAUAACCUUGUGGUUUUGAUGACACAGUCAGCAUGGUCUCCUGUUUGGGUGGCAGGAAUCAAAGUGAACGAGGCAAAGAACACUCAUCUCCAUGGCAACGUUGUGGCAGGAUCCGAGAGACUUGGUUUUCACAUCCAAGGCCACAGGUGUUCCUCUCCUGAAUCUCUUUGGUCUGACAACGUGGCCCACUCAAGUCUUCAUGGCCUUCAUCUCUAUAAGGGGAGUGGACUUGACAACUGCACUGGUAUCUCUGGCUUCUUGGCUUUCAAGAACUUUGACUAUGGUGCUAUGCUUCAAGUGGAGAACAACAUGGAAAUAGAGAACCUCACUCUGGUAGACAAUACCGUUGGCCUUUUCACAGCAGUUUAUGUGUCUUCUGCUCCACAGUGUUGUAUCAGAAAUCUACAGAUUGUGCUUAGGAAUUCAGUCAUUGUGGCCACUAGCUCAUCUUUUGACUGCAUUCAAGACAGAGUUAAACCACAUUCUGCCAACUUGACGUCACCUGAUCGAGCUCCUUCCAAUCCCAGAGGGGGUCGAGUUGGUAUUCUGUGGCCGAUAUUCACCUCAGAACCAAAUUGGUGGCCUCAGGAGCCAUGGCACAAAGUGAGGAAUGGCCAUUUGAUUUCAGGCAUCAUGAAACUUCAAGAUGUGACCUUUUCUAGUUUCGUGAAGAGUUGCUAUAGUGAUGAUCUAGAUGUUUGUAUUCUGCCCAAUGCAGAGAACACUGGAAUCGUGCCUCCAAUAAUGGCAGAGAGGACCAGUAUGCUAAAGAUCAAAGAUAAAAACAAGUUCUACUUUCCUCCUUUACAAACCAGGAAAGAUUUAGAAACACUGGCCUGCUCUGAAUCAGAUUGUGAAAGCCCUGGAAAAUAUCUCUUUAAGGAUCUGGAUGGGAGAACCCUGGGUCUGCCCCCACCAGUUUCUGUAUUUCCUAAAACGGAAGCAGAAUGGACUGGAUCCUUCUUCAACACAGGCACAUUUAGAGAAGAGCAGAAAUGCACCUACCGACCCCUGAUAAAUGGCUACAUCUGCAAACAGACUGAUCAAGUGAUCUUAAUUCUUGACAGUGCUGAUACCACUUGGGCAAUGCAGAAGUUAUAUCCAGUUGUAUCUGUGACUAGCGGUUUUGUUGACACCUUUAGUAGCAUAAAUGCCAGUGCUCCCUGCUCCAUUUCAAGGUCUGUAUCUGCUUUCUAUUCCAUUGUGCCCACCAGGAAAAUCACCAAGAUCUGCUUUGUGGAUCAGACUCCUCAUGUUUUGCAUUUUUUUCUAUUGGGGAACAAUACCUCUAAGCUCCUCUUGGCUGUAUUCUACCAUGAACUCCAGCGCCCAUAUGUUUUCUUAAGAGACAGAUUCAUUCCACCUACUCAAGUUCAUUCAACUUCCUCACUGUUGAAUGAGUCUGUUGGCACCAACUAUUUCAGCAUCACAGAUAACCUCUUGUAUGUUGUCCUACAAGGAGAGGAGCCCAUUGAAAUACAGUCAAGUGUUUCCAUUCAUUUGGCCCUCAGUGUGAUGUUUUCAGUUCUAGAAAAAGGCUGGGAAAUCAUGAUCCUUGAAAGACUAACUGUCUUCUUGCAGAUUAGCCAAGAUCAAAUCAGAUUUAUUCAUCAGAUGCCUGGAAACGAAGCAACCUUAAAGGCCAUGGCUGAUAUUAGAGCAAAGAGAAAGCGCACAUGCCCAACUGUGACUUGUACCAGUCGGGACCGAGUGGGUCAACGUAGACCUCUCAUGGUAGAAAUGAGCUCAUAUAGAGACCUACCCCCCACCACUAUGGAAACUAUCUCAAAAGUGAUGGUCAUUGAAAUUGGUGAUCUGCCAACAGUAAGGAACACUGGACUGAUUCCAUCUUUAUCAAGUAACAGAUUACAGAAUUUGGCUCACCAGGUUAUCAUUGCUCAACAGACUGGAUUACUAGAAAAUGUCCUCAAUAUGACUAUUGGGGCCUUACUGGUGACUCAGUCAAAGGGAGUCAUCGGCUAUGGAAAUACAAGCAGUUUCAAAACUGGGAACUUGAUAUAUAUUCGGCCUUAUAGUCUUUCAGUCCUCGUCCAGCCUUCAGAUGGAGAAGUGGGGAAAGAACUCACAGUACAACCACAGCUUGUUUUUCUGGAUAAACAGGCAUAUAGACGAAUGGAACAGACUAUCGAGCUGAGAAGUAAAUCCACUCACUUAUGGCCAACUGAUAUUCAACACAGGGAUGAAGGAUAUACAAUGGAGAAAGAAUUGUCUCUUCAGCAAAUGGUAUUGGGGGAAACUGGAUAUCCACGCCCAGAAGAAUGCAGAUGUACUCACGUAGAAACUCAAGAUGGUUAUGUGAGCUUCUCCAACUUGGCAGUUUUGAUCUCUGGGUCAAAUUGGCACUUUAUUUUUACUGUCACUUUUCCUCCAGGGGUCAAUUUUACAGCUCGCUCCAGGCCGUUUGCUGUCUUACCUGUGACUCCAUCCGAGAGAUCCACCAUCAUCAUGGCUGCUUCCUUGUGCUCAGGGGUCUCGUGGCUGGCUCUGUGCUGCCUCGUAUGCUGUUGGUUUAAGAAAAGCAAAACCAGAAAAAUAAAAAAUGAAGAGAUUUCUGAAACUCAGACUAGUGAUCAAAGGAAUCACAGCCAUGUCUCACCCAGACACCAAGGGUCACAAGCAGAGACUGGAAAAGAAGUCACCAUGAUGGCAGAAGAUUUGAGGAUGAAGGUUAUGCUGGCCAAGCUGAACCAGCUCCCCCAUCAGUCCCUGAACGGUGUGUCCAGAAGGAAGGUGAGCCACCGCGUGUUCCGAGAGGAAGGCGGCAGCCGGGAAGAGGCCGCUCCGCGCGCUCCGCCCGCUCCCAGUAUCACCAGCGUCACAUCGCACGGGAACACCUGUACUCCAGGCUCUCCUGCUCAGCAGGCGUACCUGCAGGACAGUGGGGGCUGGAAGGGAGCCCAGGAGCAGGUGCUCAGAUACCAGCUGGCAGGCCAAGAUCAGCUGCUGCUGCUCUGCCCAGACCUCAGACGAGAGAGGCAGCGUUUGCAGGGCCAGAGUCAGCUCGGCAAGGGGCACAUCAGUUUAGGGCUUUCCCAGGAGAAGCCAGGCUCCUGUGGUGCCACCGAGGCAUUCUGCCUCCAUGCAGUACAUCCGGAGGCUGUUCAGGAACAGCUGUGAUUGAGGAGGGGUGAGGACACUUGGGCUGAAAGUUAUAGUGU
Molecule: messenger RNA, 5012 nt
Organism: Odocoileus virginianus texanus
Lineage: Eukaryota; Metazoa; Chordata; Mammalia; Artiodactyla; Cervidae
Source: RefSeq, a predicted model, not a curated record